This is a messenger RNA of Epinephelus fuscoguttatus (brown-marbled grouper), 1953 nucleotides long. RefSeq names its product RAB3C, member RAS oncogene family (gene rab3c). Gene Ontology annotation, biological process: protein secretion; protein localization to plasma membrane; regulation of exocytosis. Gene Ontology annotation, molecular function: GTP binding; GTPase activity. NCBI's taxonomy places the organism in Eukaryota, Metazoa, Chordata, Actinopteri, Perciformes, Serranidae. The record is from RefSeq and is a predicted model, not a curated record. The coding region runs from base 245 to 904 and encodes 219 amino acids. The transcript has 5 exons. Gene Ontology annotation, cellular component: synaptic vesicle; endosome; plasma membrane.
UUCCCCUCCGCUCGUGCUCAUCUCACGCGAGCCAGCCUCGUCAGCUCAGGGGCGCGUGCCACAUCCGAAGCGGAGAGGGACAGCUCCCAGGUGCUGAAGCUGCUCGGCGCUCCAGAGAGAGAAAAACGAGACACAGAGAGGGGGGAAGGAAACACCACCGCCUGCAUUAGACACUAAUAUUAUAAAACCCGUAUUCUGCAAUAACAGGGGCAGACACAGAUAGAGACCGAGGCCUUCAAAACAGAUGGCUGCCACUCAGGAUGUGAAAGGAAAGGGGGAGGGAGGGGACCAAAACUUCGACUACAUGUUCAAGCUGCUGAUCAUCGGCAACAGCAGCGUGGGCAAAACGUCCUUCCUGUUCCGCUACGCCGACGACGCCUUCACCUCAGCCUUCGUCAGCACAGUGGGCAUCGACUUCAAAGUAAAGACGGUGUACAAGAACGACAAGAGGAUCAAGCUGCAGAUCUGGGACACAGCAGGCCAGGAGCGCUACAGGACCAUCACCACUGCCUACUACCGCGGGGCCAUGGGCUUCAUCCUAAUGUACGACAUCACCAACGAGGAGUCCUUCGGUGCUGUGCAGGACUGGUCAACCCAAAUUAAAACCUACUCGUGGGAUAAUGCACAGGUGGUGCUGGCUGGCAAUAAGUGUGAUAUGGAAGAGGAGAGAGUGGUCUCGGUGGACAGUGGCAGACUGCUGGCAGAACAGUUGGGUUUUGAAUUCUUUGAGACCAGCGCCAAGGAUAACAUCAACGUGAAGCAGACCUUUGAACGUCUCGUCGACCUAAUUUGCGACAAGAUGUCUGAGAGCUUGGACACAGAUCCGGCCAUCACUACGGGAGCCCCCACUGCCAAACUCACGGACAGCGCUCCGCCCCUCCAGCAGCCUGGAUGCAACUGUUAGUGACUGAUGUCAGGAAGCAAAGGGAGGGCGGCGCAGAUCCCGUAAGGUGGUAGAGUGUGCAGAGUUUUGUUCUCCCUUAUCACUCCUGCUAGUGCUGCUUCCUCUGGACUACAGUUCAAACCCUGUUUAGUAGUAGAAUUACAAAAUGCCGUCGUAUUAUCUCUCAACUUUAUCACCUUAUAUCAAGAGCAAAUAACCAGACAAGCAGACAUGGCUAUUGUACGAUGUGUAACACUACAGGAUAUCUAGAAUAUAGAGACACCAUAUUCUCAUGUUUCAGCUAGUUAGUAUGGUCAUAAACCAAGAUAAGGCUGGAAAUAGUCCAUAGUCAUGAUGUACAGUUAACCCUUAAGACCUUUAAAAAUCUUUAAGACCUAGAAUAAUUAUAAAAUGAGGGAUAGAGUCAGUGAGUGCUUUAUUUUUUAUUUUUUGUACAGUAUGUAUUUUCCUUUUAUAGGAUUAUUUGGUCUCCUAAAGCUGCCAAAUCUAUGAUUUAGUGCACUAUAGGAUGUAGCGGCUUUUCUUUUUUUUGUUGUAAUGAGUGUGUGUGGCUGUUGUGUGACUGUACAGUAAGUGCGAGUGGGGUUGCAUGAGUGUGAGUUACAGAUGAGUGCAACUUUGUCAUCUAAAAAAAAAAUCAUCUACCUUGGAUAAAAAAGUGGCCUUUUAGCAUCUCCAACACGGCCUCUGUAAGUUCCUCUGUCAUGCUUACUUUUGGAAUGAAUCCAGUAUGUAUAAUGUUGAUGUGAUUCCACGUUUUUGGUGUCUGUAGAUGUGCGAUUUCUCUGAUAAGUAUAUCUGUAAAUCUUAAAAGCAACUAUUUCUCUGUGCUUAGCCUCUAAGACGACCCUUUAUAGUUUGAUGCGAUGAGCAUGCUGCCAAAAAGAGUCAAUCAUAUGUGCUUUUUUUUAAUCUAAAAGACAGAUCCUAAACGUCCUUAACUCCAUAUGAUAGCAGUGAUCCAGCAUUUCAUUAAAUGAACAUCAAACACUGACAAGGCACAGUACAGUGUAUGAUACACAACCUGAUCAGCUCUGGCAUGGAAUAAA